Columba livia (rock pigeon) is the source of this 3451-nucleotide messenger RNA. It is a transcript of the gene ZNF750, whose product is annotated as zinc finger protein 750. Gene Ontology annotation, cellular component: nucleus. Gene Ontology annotation, biological process: epidermis development; positive regulation of transcription by RNA polymerase II. The record is from RefSeq and is a predicted model, not a curated record. Lineage: Eukaryota; Metazoa; Chordata; Aves; Columbiformes; Columbidae. The transcript has 3 exons. Gene Ontology annotation, molecular function: DNA-binding transcription activator activity, RNA polymerase II-specific; RNA polymerase II cis-regulatory region sequence-specific DNA binding; promoter-specific chromatin binding. The coding region runs from base 366 to 2510 and encodes 714 amino acids.
GGGCUCAACUCCUACACUUCUUAAGUCCCUCCCCUGAAACAACCUCCUGCAGUUUCACUUAGAGCCCAAGCCCAGAACAGGUACUUCUCUCCCAGCAGUGACAGCUCCAGCUUCCCACAGGGAUCCCCUGGAAGGCUGCAGACAUCUGUGUGCCUGUUCCUGCACCAGCAGCUGCAGAAGUGUUGUUUUCCGGCACCCCCUCGUCCCUGAGACACCACGGACUGGCCUCCUCUCUUCACCUGGGCAGACGGAUUCUAGAAACCUGAAAAACUGGAAAUAUCAAGAAGCUAAACCCGAGGAAAGCUAACCACAAGAAAGAUUUUAUAAAGAAUCAUUACAUUUAAUUGUUUACAGCAGAAAAAAAAAUGAGUCUCCUCAAAGAACGUAAACCAAAGAAGCCUCAUUACAUCCCAAGACCACCAGGGAAGCCAUUUAAGUACAAGUGCUUUCAGUGCCCCUUUACUUGCAACGAGAAAUCCCAUCUUUUUAACCAUAUGAAAUAUGGCCUCUGCAAAAACUCCAUUACUUUAGUAUCAGAGCAGGAUCGCAUUAUCAAAUGUCCAAAGACCAGUUCCUUGGAGCCCAAACAGAUCAAUCAGCUUGAAUCUACAGUCAAACCGACUUCCUCUAAAUCUGUCACAAAUGGACUGUCGAAUCUCGAUUCAAAGCCUCAAUAUCCUUUCGCAAAAGAAGACACCAAGGAAAACGUUGAAUUACAAAACCAGGCACCAAACACAGCAAUUCAAGGACAAAAACCUGCGAUUCAGAAGGAAUUAACCCCGGCCAGUACAGCAGAAAGCGCUAUCAGCAUGCAGCCCCUUUUGGACAGCAUUGUGAGACCCUCGGCUUUCGUUCCUGUAGGAGAACACAGAGACAGUAAAGGCCCGGACACUAGCGAAGUAUCUGAAAUUAUAUCAGUCUCUAACAAAAGUUCACCUUUUCACACUAAAUCUGCAUUUCAUGCACCAAGUCACCCAUGGAAAGCAGGUUCUCCUUUCCUCCCAGAGUUCCCACAUAAAGUUGCUCCCACGAAAGGCUUUGGUUCCAUUUCACCCUACAUGCAACCGAUGAUUCCCGAGUACUCACCCCAUUUUUAUGAGCACAGGCUGGCUAUCUACACACCUUACUUGCUUCCAGGUAACUCAGAGUGUGAGAGCUCUGCUCUCUCUGUCUACGGCACACAAGAUCAAAGACACUUUCUUCCUCAUCCCGGGCCACUUCCAAAACCCAUAAAUCCGUCGGCAUACGAACACUAUCGAUUGUUCCAACAAUAUCAUUCCACUCCUCCGAUACCAUAUGGAUUUUGUAGGCCAACAGAUCCUCCAUUUUACAGAUUCUCACACGUAGCUGGUAUUAACAGAGAUCAAAAUUCUCACCUCAUGGAAGAAACUACCUUGCUAUAUCCAGCUUCUUUAAGCCCAUCCCAACAAUAUCCUCUAAGUUCACACAAAAAACAAGCAGAUUACGAAAAAGAAAUGACAUUAUUGCAUGCCAAAAGUCAUUCCAAAGAUGACCAAAAUGAACGAGAGAAUGCUAAAAUGAGCCCUCUCGCAGGAAGCGCAGCAACAGGCUCCCCCGGCAGACCUAGCCCGACCAACUUCACUCAGACGAGCCACGCAUGCGAAGGUUUAUUUGACCUCUCUAACAAGUCGUCUUCCACAUCGCUUGGCAAGUAUGAUCAACCAGAAGAAAAUCUGACAGCUUUCAGACCUGUGAGAAAAAGCACCGAUCAACCAACUCUAGUGCAAAGUGUGCAGACACAGCAAGAGAGAGAAGAUUCACCUACCAGCAUUAAUGUCACUGAUGAAGAUCCACAUACACAGAAUGAAGGUCAUAACAAUGAAGGCUCACUGUCCAACACAGAAGACGACACAGGGAUAGUUCCCCUUAAUCUUUCAAAAAAGGCUGACACAAACACAGGACCUGCUCAUGAGCACGCCUACAAAACCACGUCCAAAACAGAAAGUCAGAACUUUCUAGAAUUGCAAGACAUGCCUCUGAACCUCUCGGUAAAAGAUUCCUGUAACACAGGAAGCCUGAAAACGUCAUUCCACAGUCCAUCUCACGAGAAUGGUGCUGCUACUUCUCCAAACACCGAAAACGACGCCUCCCGGGCAGAUGCAUGUAACCCCAAGAACGCUAUUAACGGUGCCUGCGACAAGUCGUCUUUCACACCUCACAGCAACGAAGCUCAAGACUUAAGAAUAAUUGACAGCUGUGAUGAACAGAAACAAACAGCAGCCGUAGCUCUGUGUCAGCUGGCUGCGUACAGCCCCAGCAAAGCCAGGAUGGACGGCGACGGGCAGAGUCCGCAGGACAGUAACGCUGCCUGUACAGAAGCCACUCUUAAAUCUUCCGAGACUCAGGAUACUCAGUGCAACCAAAAAGUAAAAGGACAAAAAAGGACAAAUCAAAAAGAAUCGGCAAAGUCCCAGCAAGGCACUAAAAGAGUCAGGCCAAAUGACUGUAGCAGGGUCUUCACUUUAAGGAAGAGAACAAGGGUAUCUUAACACUGCACCUCCCAAUGAGUUUCUGCUCGCAGAAGCUACUUAUCAACAACACCAGAAAAUGUCUACAAACCAUGUCUCGUUGGUUUUGGUCCAUGACCAGAUAUGUUCAAUCUCUCCCAUGUAAAUAAUGUUCAUAAUUUUAUAUUAAUAUUUUUAAGCAACUGAACUUUGCCCUGUAUGAGCUCAGAUUUUGAUGAGUGAAUUUUUGCAUUCGUUACUAAAGCCAAAAUGAAUCUUCCAAGGUUUUUUGCAAUUGUAUUAAUGUAAAAUAACUUUUACAACUUCUUAAAAGACGUUUAAGCUCUUGAAACAAUAUUGUUCAAUAACGUACUGUCGUACUCUUUUUCAGGCUUAAUUUCAUUUAGUAGGAGUUUUUUUGUCUUUUUUGUUUGAAAAACGUUUUAUUUCACUGUGCAGUAGUUUAAAUUAGCUUAAGAUUAAACCUGGCUAUUUAGAAUUUACUCUAAAAACUGUUUAUCGUGUGAAUGCACUUUGCCAUUAUGCCAUAAUACAAACCAGCAGACCAAAUUUUGUUACUCGGAGGCAGGCAGCAGUUUAAACAAGCUUGGCUAAGCAAGCUUUUCUUCUGUCAACUAAGAACAAGAUUCAAGUUAAGCCAAAGAAAGCCUGCACCUAUUUCACAAACACCUUUAACUGAACCCCCUACGAAAACAAUACUGAAAAUUUGAAGAGCUAAACAAUUCAGGUGCCUGAUCCUCUAAGGUGAGACAACUGGGCAACUUUCAAACUCCAAGCCUAAAAGUUAUUUAUAUAAUUUAUUUCACCUGAGGCAAUCUCUCCUGGUGCAGGUCUUACUUCAGUAAACACAUAUCCCUAAUUAUCAGUGUGCUUCUCUAUACAUCCUAAAACUGUUUUCUGUUUCUAUAACUAUGUAUAUAAACUUCCAAUUUUUGAAAUAAAUCUGUGACCUGUACUUAAAA